Myotis daubentonii (Daubenton's bat) is the source of this 4630-nucleotide messenger RNA. RefSeq names its product epithelial splicing regulatory protein 2 (gene ESRP2). Gene Ontology annotation, molecular function: RNA binding. NCBI's taxonomy places the organism in Eukaryota, Metazoa, Chordata, Mammalia, Chiroptera, Vespertilionidae. The record is from RefSeq and is a predicted model, not a curated record.
UUGGACGCAAGGGGGCGCUAGGAUGGGGGAGACAGCGAUCAAGCAGCGCCAGGACGGCCCGCGGGGGGCGCCCGGGCUCGGUCCCAAAGGCGCAGCCCGGAGAAGAGCCCACGAGGAGCGAUGUGCGCCAGGGCAGCUUUAGGAGAGUCCGGGGCUGCGAGGUGCCGCUGCGCGGAAAGCGGAUCCGGGAGCCAGGCCCGACCCGGGGAAGAAAGGGCUGACUCCGCGCGGCGCAUGCGCGUGCCGGGGGGCGGGGCCUGACCUCGCAGCGGCGCCCGGCCCCGCGAGCAAAUAUUUGACAUUCCAGACUUAUCUCGAGGGGGGCGAGGCCCGAAGAGCGACGUUGCCCCCUCCCCCGGGCCCGAUUGGCUUGGCGUUUCCCGGGGUGGGCGGUGCAGAGAGGGGCAGCGGCGCGUGCACGCCAGGCUACACCCCCAGGGGGAGCGCCGGUCGCCGGAAGGACUGUCUACUUCCCACUCCCUCCAGGCUGCCGCGUCCCGGGGCGAGUCACCUCCGACCCCGGCGCUUCCGUCUUUAUCCUUCAAAUGGGGGCGCGCCGGAGUGUGGGUUCAGUGGGCAAGGCGUCGGAAGCCCCUCCACCCCGGGCGUGUUCGCCACCCGAGGGUCCGGACGCAACGCCCUGCUUUCCCGAAACCGCGAGGUGAGGCUCCCGCCUCAGGGUCAGCUCGGUCUUGGUCACCCCAUGUCUUUGUUCUCGCCGGGCUGGAGUCCCUUCUUCCCACCGGAUUCUGACUCAGUUUCUCAGUCACAUAAACGGGAAAAUGGGGGGGGGGGGUGGGGACGCGCCGUAAAGGAGCCUCAGCAAGACGGACGAGGCGAAAGGGGGCUGGGAGCCCUCCACGCGGGACGGUCCGAUUGGGAUGUCGGUCCCGGAAGGAGGGGAGCUUGUGCAGCCCGCGCGCGCACCGUGCACAUUUGCUGCUGGUCCCCACCCGCCAGCGCGCUCCCAUCUCCAGGCAACAGCAGGCCCCUCGCCAAAGGGGCAGGGCUGCGAAAACAGGCGGAGUCCCCACGUGGGGUAGGGUUGAGGCUCCUGGCCCGGCCCAUCCGGCUGGGCCCGGUCUAGAGUGCCCCUCUCUGGAGUUGGGGAGGAGGGUGUCCCCCUCCUUCUGCAGCACCCAGGCCCGCGCACCUCCGAACGCGCUUUGGCACCAGGGGCGCUUCUGGAGCCAGGCUAAGGCCUGGCCUUCCCACCUGUGUGGACAGACUCUGCCCUGCGACCUCUCAUGACCCCCCUCCCACGGCUCUAAUGACCUCUCGGGAUCUCCCCCAGUCUACCUCCGGUGAUGGGCCCGGUAACUUGAACCGUCCCCUUUGACCUUUGGUGACUUCUGUCACCCCUAGACCGGCCCGACCCCCACAACCUCUACACUGACUCCUGGUGAUUUUCAUGACCCUUAGGACUAGAGAAGGCCUCUGGUUUUGCCGUUUCCUCGGCUGAGGCCUCAUGGUGGGGAGGAGGAGGAGGUCGCCCCAGAAAUCAGCCGGCUGGGGGGUGGGAAUCUGGGUCCUAAGCACGCCCCGGCGGGCGGGUGAGCGCGCGCGUCCCGGGCAGGGUUCGGGCAGCCUCCCCCCCGCGGCUCCCGGAGCCGCCCUCGGUCACGUGGCCCGCGGGACCCACAGGUAACUCGCCCAGGGAGGACUGGGGCGGUAGCCGCCCCGCCUCGCCGGGCGCUGCGGGCGGGUCUCAGCAGCGCCCACUGCGCCAGCCGGGCCGCAGGUGCCGCCCCCGACACCAGGGGUCCCGCCCUAGCCGCUCCGCGUCUGCCGUCGGUCGGUGCGAGCGUGCGCCUCGUCGGUCCGCGUGUGCGUGGCCGAGCGCCCCCUUUCUCUGCGGCCAUGACUCCGGCGCCACCGCCGCCACCGCCCCCGGGCCCGAACCCUGCCGCAGACUCUUCCGCCGAGACCUGCCCAGAGUCCGGACCCCUGGUCGUCCUGUUCGGGGCCACGGCCGGUGCACUGGGGCCGGACCUGGGCUCCGAUGAGACCGACUUAAUCCUGCUAGUGUGGCAAGUGGUGGAGCCGCGGAGCCGCCAGGUGGGGACGCUGCACAAGUCACUGGUUCGCGCCGAGGCGGCCGCCCUGAGUCCGCAGUGCCGCGAGGCGAGCGGCCUGAGCGCCGACAGCCUGGCGCGGGCCGAGCCGCUGGACAAGGUGCUGCAGCAGUUCUCACAGCUGGUGAUCGGGGAUGUGGCUCUGCUGGGCGGGGGCCCCUACAUGCUCUGCACUGAUGGACAGCAGCUGCUGCGACAGGUCCUGCAUCCUGAGGCCUCUAGGAAGAACCUGGUACUUCCCGACACCUUCUUCUCCUUCUACGACCUCCGCAGAGAGUUCCACGUGCAGCACCCAAGCGCCCGCCUCGCCAGGGACCUCACCGUGGCCACCAUGGCACAGGAGUUGGGGCUGGAAACAGAUGCCACAGAGGAUGACUUUGGGGUCUGGGAAGUGAAGACAAUGGUAGCUGUCAUCCUCCACCUACUUGAAGGGCCUAAUGAUCAAUUGUUUUCGAAGCCCGAGGUGAUAAAGCAGAAAUAUGAGACGGGACCUUGCAGCAAGGCUGAGGUGGUGGACAGUGAGACUGUGGUUCGGGCCCGUGGGCUGCCCUGGCAGUCAUCAGACCAGGACGUGGCUCGCUUCUUCAAAGGACUCAACAUUGCCAGGGGUGGUGUAGCCCUCUGCCUCAAUGCCCAGGGGCGAAGAAAUGGCGAGGCCCUCAUCCGCUUUGUGGACAGCGAGCAGCGGGACCUAGCGUUGCAGAGACACAAGCACCACAUGGGUGUCCGCUACAUUGAGGUAUAUAAAGCAACAGGAGAGGAGUUUGUAAAGAUCGCAGGGGGCACAUCACUAGAGGUGGCUCGGUUCCUGUCACGGGAAGACCAAGUGAUCCUGCGGCUGCGGGGACUGCCCUUCUCAGCUGGGCCAGCAGACGUGCUCGACUUCCUGGGGCCAGAGUGCCCAGUGACGGGGGGUGCCGAUGGGCUGCUCUUUGUGCGCCACCCUGACGGCAGGCCCACUGGCGAUGCCUUUGCACUCUUUGCCUGUGAGGAGCUGGCACAAGCUGCACUGCGCAGGCACAAGGGCAUGCUGGGUAAGCGAUACAUUGAACUCUUCCGGAGCACUGCAGCUGAGGUGCAGCAGGUCUUGAACCGCUACGCUUCCAGUCCACUCCUUCCCACACUGACUGCUCCACUGCUGCCCAUCCCCUUCCCGAUGGUAGCUGGGACUGGGAGAGACUGUGUACGCCUCCGAGGCCUGCCCUACACAGCCACCAUCGAAGACAUCCUAAGCUUCCUGGGGGAGGCAGCAGCUGACAUCCGGCCCCAUGGUGUGCACAUGGUGCUCAACCAGCAGGGCCGGCCAUCUGGCGAUGCCUUCAUCCAGAUGACGUCAGCAGAGCGGGCCUUAGCUGCUUCUCAGCGCUGCCAUAAGAAAGUGAUGAAGGAACGCUACGUGGAGGUAGUUCCCUGCUCCACAGAGGAGAUGAGCCGUGUGCUGAUGGGGGGCACUUUGGGCCGCAGCGGCAUGUCUCCUCCACCCUGCAAACUGCCCUGCCUCUCGCCACCAGCCUACGCCACCUUCCAAGCCACCCCAACACUCAUUCCCACUGAGACGGCAGCUCUCUAUCCCUCUUCAGCACUGCUCCCAGCUGCCAGGGUGCCUGCUGCCCCCACUCCCAUUGCCUACUACCCCGGGCCAGCCACUCAACUCUACAUGAACUACACAGCUUACUACCCCAGCCCCCCAGUCUCUCCCACCACUGUGGGCUACCUCACCACGCCCCCUGCAGCCCUGGCUUCUGCUCCUACCUCAGUGUUGUCCCAACCAGGAGCCCUGGUCCGUAUGCAGGGUGUCCCAUACACAGCUGGUAUGAAGGAUCUGCUCAGCGUCUUUCAGGCCUACCAGCUAGCCCCUGAUGACUACACCAGCCUGAUGCCUGUUGGUGACCCACCUCGCACUGUGCUACAGGCCCCCAAAGAGUGGGUGUGUUUGUAGAUGAGGGAGUCAGGAGGUAAGAGCUGGCUGAUGUCUUCAGCUAACGUCUCUCCUGCAUCCAGAGAACCAGUGCCCUCAUCCUGGUGACGUCUUUCUGAAGGCACUCAGAGGAGCUCAAGCCCCAGCUCCAUCCCCCCACUUACUGCUCUGCUGUUCACCCUAAAGAUGAUAGCUAAAUCUUGCAUGUAGGGCUGGGGGUGGAAUGGUGCUACCCUGCUCCCAAAGGCCUGACCUGGGCCUCUUGAGUAGCACCCGGAGAGCCUUUGGUCUGUUCUGGCUAUGGCCCAUGCCCACAGAUACUGUGGGGCUGACAUCCACAGCAGGCUUGCCUUUUUUAAAAAUGGAAGCCCUGGUGCCUUCAAUGUAUGACUCCUGGGAGCUUCUGAUGGUGGAGCAGAGAAACAGAGUGCUGGCCCCAGUCCCCAGGAUGCUUGGACCUCAAUGGCUACACUGUGCCAGGGGUGUUCCCACCUAAGGCUGCCAGCCCCUCCAGCUUGGCACAAGGAAUACCAGACGGCAAAACCACAGGCUGUUUUGAUGAGCAGUACUGCAGUAUCCCCAGAGGACACUAGGGGGCAGGAGGCCCUCACAUAAAAACUCAGGCUUGACUUUUAAA